UGUCAAAGAACACCAUUAUCAGAGCACAGACCAGAGUACAGCAGCCAUCAGCUCCGGGUCUCCAGAACUCAGAGUGGAAUACUUGGAAGAUAACAUCAUGACAGUCCAAAUCGUUUUGCCUCUUCUACUGGUUCUCAUGCAGAUUUCACUGGCAGAAUUAUCCUGUUCAUCAUGCAGAGCUUUCAGCCAACCUGUGCAAGCUCAGGUUGAGAAAGAAAUAGCCUUGGAAGUAGCCAAGCAGAAUAUUCUCAGCAAACUUCACUUACAACAGCGUCCAAAUAUCUCACACACAGUGCCCAGAGAGAGCCUGGCACUGGCUUUGCUGCGACUGAAUAUCACACUAGAUGAGGACCACUCAGUACAGCUGCCAACACAGAAUGGUGAAGAGGAUGAAAACUUGGGUAUUGAUCAAAACCAUGAAAUCAUUAGCUUUGCUGAAAUAGAUAAAGAUGGGAAUCUUAACAAAAGGCCUUCAUCCACUAGUCAAGAUAAAGACAGAGAUAAUAACGAAAUCCUUCCAACCUCUACUCAGGAUCUAGAUGGGAAUCUUAACGAAAGGCCUUCAACCGCUAGUCAAGAUAAAGAUGGAGAUAAUAACAAAAUCCUUCCAACCUCUACUCAAGAUCAAGAUGGGAUUCUAAACAAAAAGCUCUCAUCCACUAGUCAAGAUAAAGAUGGAGAUAAUAGCAAAAUCUUUCCAACCUCUACUCAAGAUCAAGAUGGGAUUCUUAACAAAAAGCCUUCAUCCACUAGUCAAGAUAAAGAUGGAGAUAAUAGCAAAAUCAUUCCAACCUCUACUCAAGAUCAAGAUGGGAUUCAUAACGAAAGGCCUUCAUCCACUAGUCAAGAUAAAGAUAGAGAUAAUAGCAAAAUCUUUCCAACCUCUACUCAAGCUCAAGAUGGGAUUCAUAACGAAAGGCCUUCAUCCACUAGUCAAGAUAAAGAUGGAGAUAAUAGCAAAAUCUUUCCAACCUCUACUCAAGAUCAAGAUGGGAUUCAUAACGAAAGGCCUUCAUCCACUAGUCAAGAUAAAGAGGGAGAUAAUAGCAAAAUCUUUCCAACCUCUACUCAAGAUCCUGAACAGCUUCACUCCUACCAGCGUGUAUUAGGGGAAAUUGCUUUACAGCUAGAGAGAAGGAUUCUAUUUUCAAUAUUUCCGGAUCAACCUUUACUUCAUGGAUUUGUGGUCUCUAAUAUAGAGGAGAAGAUUUACCAGGUGACUACCUGCCCCUUGACCAAAUCUGUGGAUGAGGCCAAAAGAUCUGUGUUAUACCAUCGGUAUCAUGAUACCUUAAAAAAGCUAAAAAAACUUGGCUAUGAUAAGACUGUACACCCUUUUUUAGCAGAAUACCUGGUGAACACUUAUGGAUUAUUGAAUGUCCAACCACCCAUUGGAACCAAUGACCGUGCUCCUUAUUCGCAACACCCCGAGGAAUUGCGAAACAUGGUAGCUGCAGUCACGCCAACUGAAAUUUUAAAAGAAGUCUACAUCCUUCUUGAGUGCUUGAUUUAUUUGGCAGAGGAUGCUGGAAAGCCACUUUUUUCCUGGUAGAGACGUGCAUUCCCUCUAAACAACUAAAUGCCACCAAAAUUGCAUGUCAGAUACUUUUAAAUAUCACAUACGUCCCACUCCAAUAACAACCAGUAUUUGUGGGUCCAUCACUAUACACAUAGAAAAUAAAGUGUCAAUAUCUGGUUU
Molecule: messenger RNA, 1699 nt
Organism: Pseudophryne corroboree (corroboree frog)
Lineage: Eukaryota; Metazoa; Chordata; Amphibia; Anura; Myobatrachidae
Product: thrombospondin-4-like
Exons: 18
Coding region: 98-1552 (484 amino acids)
Cellular component (GO): extracellular region; centrosome
Molecular function (GO): hormone activity
Source: RefSeq, a predicted model, not a curated record